Molecule: messenger RNA, 1722 nt
Organism: Cebus imitator (Panamanian white-faced capuchin)
Lineage: Eukaryota; Metazoa; Chordata; Mammalia; Primates; Cebidae
Gene: RBM42
Product: RNA binding motif protein 42
Exons: 10
Coding region: 157-1590 (477 amino acids)
Molecular function (GO): mRNA binding
Source: RefSeq, a predicted model, not a curated record
GUCAUGUGCCAGCGCCCGUCGCUUUUGCUGUACGUCAUCCUCGGGAGCCCACCCUGACGAAGGCGGAGAGUAGACAGCAGAACCGGCGGUGGCGGCGGCGGCGGCGGCGGCGGCUACGCUGAGACAGUAGUAGCGGCGACAGCGACGGCGGCAGCGAUGGCUGGGGCGGGGCCAGCCCCGGGACUCCCAGGUGCAGGAGGACCCGUGGUCCCGGGCCCUGGCACUGGCAUCCCGGGCAAGAGCGGCGAGGAACGCUUGAAGGAAAUGGAGGCGGAGAUGGCCCUGUUUGAGCAGGAAGUUCUAGGGGCUCCAGUACCCGGAAUCCCAACUGCUGUGCCUGCAGUGCCCACGGUCCCCACGGUAGAAGCGAUGCAGGUCCCAGCGGCUCCUGUGAUUCGCCCAAUUAUUGCGACCAACACAUACCAGCAGGUCCAGCAGACUCUGGAGGCCCGGGCAGCCGCUGCAGCCACAGUAGUUCCUCCCAUGGUGGGUGGCCCUCCUUUUGUGGGUCCUGUUGGCUUUGGCCCUGGAGAUCGGAGUCACCUGGACAGUCCAGAGGCUCGAGAAGCCAUGUUCCUGCGGCGAGCAGCUGUGGCCCCCCAGAGGGCCCCUAUCCUGCGUCCAGCCUUCGUCCCCCACGUGCUACAGAGAGCAGAUUCCGCUCUCUCCUCUGCAGCAGCUGGCCCCCGCCCUAUGGCCCUGCGGCCCCCUCACCAGGCCCUCGUGGGCCCCCCUCUGCCUGGUCCUCCUGGACCACCCAUGAUGCUGCCACCAAUGGCUCGGGCUCCAGGGCCCCCACUAGGCUCCAUGGCUGCGCUGAGGCCCCCUCUGGAAGAGCCAGCAGCACCCCGAGAGCUGGGCCUAGGCCUGGGGCUAGGCCUGAAAGAAAAGGAAGAGGCAGUGGUGGCGGCAGCAGCUGGGCUGGAGGAGGCUAGUGCGGCUGUGGCUGUGGGGGCAGGAGGUGCCCCAGCUGGCCCCGCAGUCAUUGGGCCCAGCCUGCCGCUGGCCCUGGCCAUGCCACUGCCCGAGCCUGAGCCCCUGCCCCUCCCGCUGGAAGUCGUCCGAGGCCUCCUGCCCCCACUGCGCAUUCCUGAACUCCUGUCCCUGCGUCCUCGGCCCCGGCCCCCUCGGCCAGAGCCACCCCCUGGUCUCAUGGCCCUCGAGGUCCCAGAGCCCCUGGGUGAAGACAAGAAGAAGGGGAAGCCAGAGAAAUUGAAACGCUGCAUUCGCACAGCAGCGGGGAGCAGCUGGGAGGACCCCAGCCUGCUGGAGUGGGAUGCAGAUGACUUCCGGAUCUUCUGUGGGGAUCUGGGCAAUGAGGUGAACGAUGACAUCUUGGCACGCGCCUUCAGCCGCUUCCCAUCCUUCCUUAAGGCCAAGGUGAUCCGUGACAAGCGCACAGGCAAGACCAAGGGCUACGGCUUCGUCAGCUUCAAGGACCCCAGUGACUACGUGCGCGCCAUGCGUGAGAUGAAUGGGAAGUAUGUGGGCUCACGCCCCAUCAAGCUUCGCAAGAGCAUGUGGAAGGACCGGAACCUGGACGUGGUCCGCAAGAAGCAGAAGGAAAAGAAGAAGCUGGGCCUGAGAUAGGGUCUGUGGCUGGGCACCCGUUCCCACCUGGCCGGGCGCUAGCUCCUUCCUCAGUUCUCUUUGGAAACCCCCCAGCUAUCCACCCACCCCCCCACCCCAAAACCAGUUUCAAUAAAUUUACGUUCAUUUCCA